Molecule: messenger RNA, 1461 nt
Organism: Miscanthus lutarioriparius
Lineage: Eukaryota; Viridiplantae; Streptophyta; Magnoliopsida; Poales; Poaceae
Source: the annotation of a GenBank genome assembly
AUGGGGUUCUCCUUCACCUCCCGAGCCGGUGCUCGACUGCUGGACGGGAUCGCGCGCCCCGGCGUCUCCACCGCAGCACUUCUGUUCGCAGCGGCCAGUGGCGGAGGCCUUGUGGCGUACGCGGAUUCCGCUGCGGAGAGUGCUCCGGAGCCAUCUCAGGAUGCUCCCAAGAAGAAGGUGCUGGUUCUUGGGACUGGCUGGGCUGGGACGUCAUUCCUCAAGAACCUCGACUGCUCCCGGUAUGAAGUGAAGGUCAUCUCGCCCCGGAACUACUUCGCAUUCACGCCUCUGCUUCCGAGUGUCACAUGUGGCACUGUCGAAGCACGCAGCAUUGUCGAGCCGAUACGGAGGAUCCUUGAGAAGAUUUACAUUCAUGAAGCUACUAACUGCAUCAUCUAUCAUGUAAUAUUUUCUGUCUUCCUCUAUCAUGAUAUGGCUUCACAUCCUGAAAGUCAGGAAGUAGAGGAUGCUCAGAAGAUACGGAGGUUUGAUAAAAAAAUAGCUGCAUUUGCUGAACAAAAGUUCCAGAGGAAUGGCAUCGAAGUGUGCACGGGCUUCAGAGUGAUAAAGGUGUCUGAUGAUUUGAUUACAAUGAAGAGCAAAUCAGCUGGCAAGGAGGUAUCAGUGCCUUAUGGAAUGGCUGUUUGGUCUGCUGGCAUUGGUACUCGUCCUGUCAUCAUGGACUUCAUGCAACAAAUUGGGCAGACUAAUCGGCGUGCCUUGGCAACUAAUGAGUGGUUAAGAGUUCGCGAGUGUGAAGGUGUCUAUGCAAUUGGUGACUGUGCUACAGUUAGUCAAAGAAAAAUAAUGGAUGAUAUUUCAAUGGUAUUUAAGAUGGCAGACAAGGACAAUUCUGGCACUUUAACACUGAAAGAGAUCAAUGAUGUAUUAGAAGAUAUAUAUAUAAGAUAUCCGCAAGUAGAGCUCUAUAUGAAAAGUAUGCACAUGCUUGAUAUUGCGGAUUUAAUAAAAGGCUUAAUAGGUGAUUCUCACAAGGAGUCUAUGGUGGUUGAUAUAGAGGAGUUCAAACAAGCUCUGAGCCAUGUUGAUUCCCAAGUGAAAAUGCUCCAGCAACAGCUCAGGUCGCUGCACAACAAGGGCAGUAUCUCGCUGAAAGUUUCAACAAAAUGGAAGAAUGCAAAGAGGAACCAGAAGGCCCUUUAUGAUGACAGGGGAUCUGGCCGUCACUUUUUUCCGCCCAUUUCGCUACAAGCAUUUUGGGCAAUUCGCACCCCUGGGUGGAGAACAAGCUGCUGCAGAGCUCCCGGGCGACUGGGUCUCCAUGGGCCACAGCACUCAGUGGCUGUGGUACUCUGUGUAUGCCAGAUGGAUGGACGGAUGGAAGGCUCUCAACAUGUGAAGCAGCUUUGGAAGAAAGAGGCCCCCUUUUUAGCUUUCACUGUAGCCCCGUUGGAACAUGGUAUCAGAUUCUUGCCGCGAGAAUCGAACCACUUCACGUGA